AUGACAGAAACUGUAAGCAGCUGCUCCAGCAAACCAUCAGAUAAUAUUACUUUACGUACAAGACGUCGUAACUAUUUGAUUAAAAUAGAAAAUUUUGAAAAAUGUUCGGAAAAAAUUGCUUUGUUGGUAAAACAUGGGCAAGUACCACCAGCAAUUGAUUUAUCAUGCUAUAAUGUUGAUGCUGUACGUACGUUAACUGAUUUUGUUGCCGGAGUAGAUAAGCGUAAUUUACGCAUAGGUAAUAAUAUUCUCACCGAUUUACUUCAAUUGGCACGAAUUUUUCGUAUGAAUCAAUUUACCUCACUAAUUAUUGAGCAUGUGAUUGAAGAAGUGGAAAAAGGGCCACAAUCAAAUCUUUUAUUAGCCUUAAAUUUGGCAUGUUCUGAUUGGAGCAUGUUUUUGCACAUUAAUGAAGCAUCAGCGCUUGUGGAAUCAGCCGUUGAGAAUAUUCAUGAAGUGACAAUGUCAACUUUUUUCUACAUUCUUCCAGCAGCGGCACUUGUUAUGCUUUACAGCAGAUGUGACGCAGAUAUAUCAUCCGAGUUGGAGCUAAGUCAACGUUUUAUCCAUUGGCUUAAGAAAACAAUCCGAACAGAUAGCGAAGCUGAAAUUCUGUUCUCGUGCAUCCGGACACCAUUCUUGUCAUUAAAAGAUCGUGAAAUCAUUCGGGAGAAAUGCAGUGGAUUACCGAAAAGCAUGGUAAAUGCAAUCGAGAAUACGCUAAAUUCACCACGUAAUCAUCGCUGUUGCGUGAUUCGUGAGCAUAUUGAACGUCGUAAUCCACGUUGUGGCAUUCCAAAUAGCAGUAGUUAUUUUAAAAUAAAUUACAUCGAUGUGAUAACUAAAACGACGAAAGAUAAAAAUAAGAAGGAUGAGAAAUUUUCAUUGCCAUCAAAAUAUUUGGAAAAGGACCUUGCAACGGCCUGUGAAAAUAGCAGUCACUUGGACAACAGUAUACCUAAAGGAAGUUAG
Cercopithifilaria johnstoni is the source of this 972-nucleotide messenger RNA. The record is from the annotation of a GenBank genome assembly. Lineage: Eukaryota; Metazoa; Nematoda; Chromadorea; Rhabditida; Onchocercidae.